This is a messenger RNA of Acytostelium subglobosum LB1, 2664 nucleotides long. RefSeq lists its product as hypothetical. The record is from RefSeq and is a predicted model, not a curated record. NCBI's taxonomy places the organism in Eukaryota, Evosea, Eumycetozoa, Acytosteliales, Acytosteliaceae. The transcript has 2 exons. Bases 1 to 2664 code for a protein of 887 amino acids.
AUGAAUAGAGCUCUCUAUUCAAUACAGCUCCAACAACAUUGGCAUAGGCUGUAUUGGGUUAGACCAACAUGGCCAUCAGGUGGUCCAUCAUUCAAUCAAUCAAGACAACGAAGAAGCUUCACAUCUACUCCACUGUCCCUAUCGCCAUCAUCAAUAGAGAACACAAAGAGAUCAAUAACAUUCAAUCGAAACAACAACAACAACAACAAUAACAAGACUAAUAUUGAUAAUGAUCAACAUGAUGAUGGUGAUCACUUUGAUAAACGUGAUGUUGAACUGAAGAAGAACAUCACGAGAUCCAACAACAACAACAUAAGCUCGACACCAUCGAGUAAACUCGAACUCAACAUACAGGACUACAUCACUCACGAGAGUGAUCCCAACAAGAUCAUCACCUUUUUGAAGUCAUCACUAUUCAAUCAAGAUAACUAUAAUAGAGAUGUUGAUGAUGCCAAGAGAAUGAAUAUAAUCAAAUAUAUGGCCAGGACAUGUCCACAAAAGAUGACGAUAGAUGUGAUCAACUUGUAUCUGAAACAUUACUCUUCGUACACGAUAGACUCUACAUUCUUGGAGGUGUACAAUAUGAUUGAUCAACUGGGUCUGGAUGCUAAUGGCGACACAUUCCGAUCGUGUCUGACAAUGUAUCUCAAUGGCAACAUGUAUCUGGCGUUGGGCAAACUGCGACGCGUCGAUAUUAUACACUUCAUCGUCGUAUCGAUCAUUGACAGCCCGUCCACGACCAAGACGGCACUGGCCGACCUGUCCAGCUCGCUGGGCAUGGCGGCGCCGGCCAUCAUGGCCAACCUCAUCCUGCUCAGCCAGCUGAGCGUACGCGCAGAUGUCGCCCGCUUCCUCGAGAUGGCCGUGCUCAAGAACUUCAACGAGGACCUGAUAGGCCUCACGACAAACUACCUCAUUUCGUUCUUCCUGCGGCUAGACACGUAUCAUGUGGCGCUCAAGAUCUACCUCAACACAAACAACCAAGCGCCCUCGAUCAAGAAGGUGCGCUUCUUCUUCCACCACGACCUCAAGCACUACAUCCACAACGAGUCGAAUGCUCACCGCGACACGCAGCUGCGCGCCAGACGCCACCUGCUCUGCAUCAACUACUGGACAGACAUGGCGAUUCGCCUGCGCCAGAGCUCAUCGCUCAUGCGCCAUUUUGAAAACCCGAUCGAGAGCGAUCUGCUUCAGGCUGCAGUGCGACGCAAGACAACCAACCGCCAGAUGCGCUCGGUCUUUGGCGACAUGCAACCCGAGGACAUGAAGCUGCAGUCACUUAUCGAUACGUGGACACCUGGCACAGAUGACACAUACGACAAUGCGAGACAUGUAAUCAGCCACCUAUGCAUAUACAACUUUGAGAACAACCGGCUGCCAUUUGGCGAUCUCAUCAUACAGGCCGCGCAAGUUAUCCAGUGCUCGUUGUCGACCGUUGAGUACUUUGAGACGUUCCUGCCGCUGGUGCCAAGCCCCCUGCUGGGCAUCUUCCUCACGUCGGCCGUGAUAAGUCGUCCCCUUCAGGAGAACUUACAGUUGACGAUUAAUCACCUACUGCCGCCCGAAGCGCUGCAGCAGUUCUCCUACUCACCUGUCGUGUGGAACGACAUGAUCGUAGGCGCACUGCACGCACAUCACUUUGAUCUGGCCAAAGACCUGCUGCACUCGCUGUUGGAGAACGAGCUGCAGUGGCUGCUGCCCCAGACACUGGCCCUCUUCAUCGACUAUCUGCUGGAACGACGAUUGGAUCCAACAUUCAUCAUUGAGUGCAUCAAGCAGCGCUCCAACACGAGCGUGGAGCCCGAGCUCUUUGCCCAGAUGCUCUUCAAUUGUCAACUCCACUCGUUCAUGUGUAAUGGCGACCUGGGUGGUGCAAUGGACCAUCUUCACAACAAUGACCAGGAUCAACAAUCAGUGCGCAACGAGAUCACAUAUCGACUGGCUGCAUCAUUGUAUAUUCUUCUGCAACAACAAGAGCAUCACUUGGCACUGCAACAGGCCCAAGAUUUGAGCGACCUGCAAGUGUUGGUGCCACCAAAGACACAAUUGACCUUUGAGAUGUUCCAACAAAAGGUGCUGCCCCUGAUGGGCCUGGAGUUCUCCCAUGAGGUGGACCAACAUUUGUACGCAAUCAUCUUGGAGGAGUUCAGGUUGGAGGGCCUGCUGAACAACCAAUUCGCGCUGGACUAUGUCAACAGUGCCGAGGACCUGAUCGACAGACAAGCAAUCAACCAGGACCUGCUAAAGCUACUGAUGGGUCUACUGACUGCACGCGAGAGAGUUGUAUUAUUUAUCAAAUGUUCGAUCAAUGACAACAAUAUGUUCAGUGAUGACGUUUUGGCAAUGGUCGAGCAGGCCAACAGCAAAACAGUGAAGAGCCCAGAGGUGGAAGAGACUCUUGUCAAGCUGCGACAGAGGAGAACACAAUCAGCUGAUCAGGUCAGGUCGCAACAGCAUGGCGCCAGUGUCAACAGCCACAACUUUAGCUUCCAACCUAUUCAGCAACGUUUGAUGAGCAUCGAGGAGAUCAAGAACAUCGACCUGGCUUCAGCCUCCACCAGCAUUGACCGACUGGCUACCAGAUCACAUCCCACUUGCAGCAUUAGUCAAUCUACAAUAUCCAUCAUCCGGUCCAAUUUCAUCGAAGUAGGCCCAACAACUUAA